GCUUUUUAAUAAUAAUAGGGAAUCACCUUUUUGGUGUUAAAAUACUAUUUUAUGCCUGUGAAACAUUGUUAUUUUUGAGACUGUUAGUAAAUUCAGGUAAAAAAGUAGGGGGAAAAUAAAUGUAUGUGAUAGGCUGCUAGUUACAAAAGUCCCCAAAGAUAGACACAAAACUAGCUCAUCCCGUGGAGUUAUGUGCUCUGAUGUGCUUCAGUGUUAAGUGGCUUAAUUUAAAAGACAAACAAAAAAAAAAAACCUCACAACAUUAAACUGACAAUGCUCUGGUAGGAAAGUGAGUAAAAAGGCUUUUUGAAAGUCUGCAGAACUAUUGCUCAAGACCACUUUUUAAAAGAAUUUCAAAAGCUUUUGGCUUUUGAAAUUCUUUUAAAAAACCAGCUAAGGCUGAAUAGCCCAAGACUAGAGCCACAAACAGACGAGACUGCUUCAGUCAGUCUGCUGCUUUUGGAUAAACUCGACACAUUUCAGAUCUAACACAGAGAUCAUAAAAUCAACUAACCAAAAAAAAAAAAUGUAUGUGUAAACAUUGCAGCAGGUCAAUCAAAAGUUUUGAGUAUCGACCCCCUCGUCACUUACACGCACAUGCUUAAAUUUUGGGUGUUAGCGCCUUUUCUGUACUGUUCUGUUAACGAGGAACAUUUACGGGCGGCUUAAAUUCUUGUUCAUCAUUACGUAAACAUCUCAAAACACUUGCACAAAAUAGUUUACUGAAAUGCUGUCUGUCCACAUGCUCAGAAAGGUCCGAGCAUAAAUAUUUCCACCUCGUUGUGGUUUUUUUUCUUUCUUUUUUUCUUCCUUUUUUUGAGGUUGUGUAGGUUUGGACUUUUUGUUCCAUUUUGGAAGAGGGAUAUGCAUAUUAACUGCAUUUGUGGAAAUAUGCCAAAAUGAGCUCGUUAGAGUUUGACUUCAGAUCAUAAGACUUUUAACUCUGAAAGAAUGGGGUGGUGUAAUUUCUUCAGUAGUCUUGUACAGUUUUUGAGUUUUAGUGAGCAGAUGGUGACAUGGAAGAAAUGUCACGUUCGCCAACCUCGACAGAUAUGUCGUAGCAUCCUGGAUGAAUGCUUAAAGCAACUACAAAGUCAGGACAUUCAAGGAGGAGUUUAGAUAGUUUGGACAGAUUAAUAAAGCUCUGGCGUGCUUCUCUCUUUGCUAGCUUUCGUCCCUCUGUCACAGUUUGCUGACAGUCGGAGUAUAUCCCAGAUAUUCUUAGCUCUAUAGCCAGGACAUAGGUCCUCUAAAUAUUUUCACUUCCUCAGGUCAGGAUAGUUUCCAAGUUUGGCUCUGACGGCACAGCCGAUCACAUGACCGCUCAUUUCGCAUGCAGGCCUGUCAUCUUGCUCAUAUUUCCGUGUCUUGGAACAUGAAAGACUUAAAUGAGGAUAUGAUAUAUUUCAAUUGGCAUGUUUUGUUUUCACCGCUGUGGCUGAGCUGAAAUGUUUUCCCGCUUGGGCGCUCGCCUUUCGGAGGCUCCCUGGAAGAACCGAGAGUCCCGACUGUUUGUAUUUAUGGGGCUGACUCUAACCAAAGUUGACCUCAGCCUGGGUGGAGCAAACAUCUGUUUUUUGUAUGUGUCGCUUGCACAGAUGGCCUGUUGAGCUCUCAGCUGGAGAUGAAGAUGUCAUCGUCUUGCACAAGCUGUAAAUGUUUAAUUUAGGCGUUUGGCCUGAUGAUCAGCGAUCUUUUGUGACAGUAUAAAACAUCUGAGUCACUCUGUUGUUGCAGACUGUGGUAAUUAGGGGGAGCGAGAGGUGGAAGUGAAAGUGUGAGCUGCACUGGUUGAUGAUAUCUGAAUCCAUACAUGAAUUCAUCGUUACUCUCAGCCCAUGUUUUAAUGCCAACAUUUUAGAUGCAGCAGCAGCUUGGCUCUCGAACAAGGGCGAACCUUGCUCUUUAUUUUUGGCGUGCUAAAUGUCACUGAUAGGUUAGCUGUCUACUCUGACAUAUACACACAGAAUAAGUCUUGGGCUUAAUUUGUUGUGCUUGUAGAUGGCUAUUAAGGCUUCAACAGUUUAGACUAACACAGUGGAGCUGGAGUAGGGGGGCACUGAUGGCAUAUUCAUAAGCUAUAAUUACCCUUAAGUAAUCCAGUCACCUCACUGAGUGUGUUUUUAAUUCCUAGGCUUGAAACAGAUGCAUUGUUUGUCUUUCCUUGCAUGUGAGCUUUAAGUUUUCUCGGCUGUUGUCGUCUUAUCUUUGAAUUUACCGCUUUUUUUUCUCUAACAGACAGACCUGUUUCCUCCUCACUCGAAAAACGCCUACUUCCUCUACUUCCUCCUUCUGUCUCAGCACUCUGUCGGUUGUUCUUUUGCCUCAGGCGAAGCACUGCACAGACCAGACCGUGGUGAACUUUUUGUUUGUGGCUUGUGAUGCUGAAGUCACUUUACUUGGAGGCAGAUUGUCACACCGAAGUCGCCCUCUCCAUCCUGUUAUUGUAGUCGCAUGCACAAGAAGCAGGUUGAUUGGGAAGAAAGCUAAGAGUACUGGUGGAUGUCUUGCGGGUUUGGAUGAGCCAUCUUCAGUAGUACUGACAGAGGUGUGAGGCAGUGAGGCUCUCACCCCCCACCCUGGGAGCCAUGCCGCCGCCGGCAGAUAUUGUCAAGGUGGCCAUUGAGUGGCCGGGGGCAUUCCCCAAGCUCAUGGAGAUAGACCAGAAAAAGCCUCUCUCAGCCAUCAUUAAAGAAGUAUGCGAGGGGUGGUCCCUGGGGAGCCCUGAAAACUUUGCUCUGCAGAUUGCUGACGCGACAAAUUUCUACAUCACAGAAAAGAAUCGCAGCGACAUUAAGAACGGCUCGAUCCUUCGUUUGACCACCUCUCCUUACCAGACGGCAGUGCAGCUUCAUGAACGGAUCCAGUCAUCAAGCAUGGACGCCAAACUGGAGGCUCUUAAGGACCUGGCUAACGCGUCCCGGGAUAUCACCUUUGCCCAGGAGUUCAUCAACCUCGAUGGUAUCUCGCUGCUCACUCAGAUGGUGGAAAGUGGGACUGAGCGCUAUCAGAAACUGCAAAAGAUUAUGAAGCCAUGUUUUGGAGACUUGCUGUCCUUCACUUUGACGGCCUUUGUGGAGCUGAUGGACCACAGCAUCGUCUCCUGGGACACUUUCUCUGUGGCAUUCAUCAAGAAGAUUGCCAGCUUCGUGAACAAGACAGCCAUGGACACGGCAGUGCUGCAGCGCUCCCUGGCGAUCCUGGAGUCCAUGGUGCUCAACAGUCAGGAUCUUUACCACAAGGUGGCACAAGAAAUCACCAUUGGACAGCUUAUCCCGCAUCUUCAGGGGACUGAUCAAGACAUUCAGACCUACACUAUAGCUGUCAUCAAUGCUUUAUUCCUCAAAGCUCCUGAGGAGAAGAGACAGUAUGAUGAGCACAUUGUGGACAUCCUAAAUUGUCCCCUGACAGAGAUGGCCCAUAUUCUUGCCCAGAAACAGCUGCGCUCCAUCAUUCUCAGUAAUGUGAUCCGGAGCAACACGCCCAUUAAUGAUGAGAUGGCACAUCAGCUGUACGUGCUGCAGGUUCUCAACUUCAACCUGCUCGAGGACCGCAUGAUGACCAAGAUGGAUCCUCAGGACCAGGCUCAGAGAGACAUCAUCUUUGAGCUUCGGAGAAUCGCCUUCGACGUAGAGUUGGAGCCCAACAACAGCGGCAGCAUUGAGAAACGCAAGUCGAUGUACACCCGCGACUACAAAAAGCUUGGCUUUAUUAACCAUGUGAAUCCAGCUGUGGAUUUCACCCAGAUUCCUCCAGGCAUGCUGGCUCUGGAUAACAUGCUGUACUUUGCCAGGCACCACCAGGACGCUUACAUCAGGAUUGUCUUGGAGAACAGCAGUCGAGAAGACAAACACGAGUGUCCGUUCGGCCGCAGCAGCAUCGAGCUGACCAAGAUGCUGUGCGAGAUACUGAAAGUGGGCGAGCUCCCCAGUGAAAACUGCCAUGACUUCCACCCCAUGUUCUUCACCCACGAUCGCGCUUUUGAAGAAUUCUUCUGUAUCUGCAUCCAGCUGCUCAACAAGACCUGGAAGGAGAUGAGAGCCACAAGUGAAGAUUUCAACAAGGUAAUGCAGGUGGUGAGGGAGCAGAUCAUGCGAGCACUCACUGCCAAGCCUAAUUCCCUGGACCAGUUCAAGAGCCGCCUGCAGAACCUGAGCUACACAGAGAUCCUGAAGAUACGUCAGUCAGAAAGGAUGAAUCAGGAAGACUUCCAGUCCCGCCCCAUCCUGGAGCUGAGAGAAAAGAUCCAGCCGGAGAUCAUGGAACUGAUCAAGCAGCAGAGGCUCAACAGGCUGUGUGAGGGCACUUGCUUCAGGAAAAUCAGCAGCCGCAGGAGGCAAGAUAAGUUUUGGUACUGCCGUCUGUCUCCGAAUCAUAAAGUCCUGCACUACGGAGAUCUGGAAGAGAGCCCUCAGGGCGAGGUGCCCCAUGACUCUUUACAGGACAAACUGCCUGUGGCUGAUAUCAAAGCUGUUAUCACUGGCAAAGACUGUCCUCACAUGAAGGAAAAGGGAGCCCUGAAGCAAAACAAGGAGGUGUUAGAGCUGGCCUUCUCUGUCCUCUACGAGUCGGACGAAUACUUAAAUUUUAUCGCUCCUGACAAGCAUGAGUAUUGUGUGUGGACAGAUGGUCUGAAUGCCCUCCUGGGUAAGGAGAUGACCAGCGAAUACACCAAAUCUGACAUGGACACCCUGCUCUCUAUGGAGAUGAAGCUUCGCCUCUUGGAUCUAGAGAACAUCCAGAUUCCAGAGGCCCCGCCCCCGAUUCCCAAAGAGCCUAGCAACUAUGACUUUGUUUACGACUGUAACUAGGUGUACGACCCCACAAGCCCGAACCCGAAACAAACCCCAAACCCACUGUAUUCACUGGACCGGUCCCCUUUUCUUAUAAACUGGAACAAGAAUAAAUAAUAAAAAACAAACAAACAUAUAAUAUAAAAAAAUGAACUGUGAUUGAAAGAAAAAAAAGGAUUUCUUGAACUAUUUUCCUCUUGCUUCUUGCUAGAUGUUUAUAAGGGAGAAAAUGGUGCGUAUUAACGAUAACUGUUUGCACUUGAGGGACUUGGGGGUCGAUGCAGAGUCAUCACGUUGCCAUGGAGAAGAGAAACCAGGAAGUGUUUGUUUGGCCUGUCGUUGGUCGUCCCACGUCUCCUCCUCCUCCUCCUUCUUCACUCUCCUCCAGUGUCUGGUGUUUGAAGACAUUCACCCUUUUCUUCUUCUUGGCUGCAGCGCUUACUGUCAUUUUGCUUCAAGAAUAUUGUGGACAAAAAAAGCUUAGAAAUUCCAUUGGAUUGUCCUUCCUUUAUGUUCAUGUUAUUAUUGUUCCUCAGGGCUUUUGUCACUAGGGGGUGAAGGCUAUAGGGAUCAAGAUGGUGGUUGUGGGAUUCAGGAGCAGGGAAGGACGAUUGGGCGUCAACGGGGAGGGGGGCGUCAACUUCCCAGUAGUAUUUCCUGUCACAUUCCCACUUACAGUAGGACAAUUGUGGCAGCUAAGUGUUUCCCAAGAGGCUGAAUUACCUUUUAAGAUGAAUACUUUUUAAAAACAGAAAGAGAAAAACUAGUGUCGUCUGUCUACUCUGCCCUGCUUCACAUGUAAUAGAGACUGUUAGAAAAAGUCAAUCCUUGAAAUCCAGGCACUGUACCACAGUAAAAAGCCUCUUUUUGAAAUAUAAAUGUAAUUAUCCCACCACUGCUUAUUGCUUAUUGUACACACCUACACAGUGGCUUUGCCAUAGAACAACUGUAAAAGCGCCACCAUUGUGCAACAGGCGCUCAAACACACACUUGUCUCUCGCUCGUUUGGGUCUCUCGUUGUAAAGACUGCUGUACACAACAUUCCAAAGCAAUAUUUUAGCUUUUUUUUUCUUUUGUUUCGUUUAUCAUUUGUAAAAUGACUACGAUUUAGUGAUUUUGCUUUAGAAAAACGAAAAAGAACAAAAAUUGUGAACGUGCCGGGUAGUUAGUAUUGCAAAAUGUAAGUUAGUAUUUGAUCAAGGGAAGUUGACAUUUUUUGUGUAUGUUCAGGACAAUAUGGCCACAAAAUUGAGAGUUUAUGUAUUUUUUUAAUUUAAAAGCAGAUCGUGGUUGUUAUUUCUAAGUAUGAUUUAUAUAUUCCCCCCUCCCCCUUCCUAUUUAAUGCCUUCAGAUUGUUUUGUUUUUUUCUUUAGGAUUUUUUUCAAAGCCCCUCAAAACUGCUGUUUACAUUAAAGGUUUAAGAACUGUAACCACUCUA
Messenger RNA from Haplochromis burtoni (Burton's mouthbrooder), 6231 nucleotides. It is a transcript of the gene elmo1, whose product is annotated as engulfment and cell motility 1 (ced-12 homolog, C. elegans). Bases 2589 to 4811 code for a protein of 740 amino acids. Gene Ontology annotation, biological process: actin filament organization; cell motility. Lineage: Eukaryota; Metazoa; Chordata; Actinopteri; Cichliformes; Cichlidae. The transcript is spliced from 23 exons. Gene Ontology annotation, cellular component: guanyl-nucleotide exchange factor complex; plasma membrane. The record is from RefSeq and is a predicted model, not a curated record.